Acanthoscelides obtectus is the source of this 1082-nucleotide messenger RNA. The record is from the annotation of a GenBank genome assembly. Lineage: Eukaryota; Metazoa; Arthropoda; Insecta; Coleoptera; Chrysomelidae.
UAAUGUCACUGCUCAUGCGUAUACGUUUUAUUUACUGACUACUGUAACCACGACAAUAUUACCUAGAAUAUGGCGCGAGUUGUGAGUCAUGCGGACCGUUCAAUCUUUUACGCACUUUCUCUAUGAUCUACAUGUGCGAUCUGUCAAAGCGUCUUAGUCAAAAUAUUGUUUUAGGUUAGAAUCAGUUUUACUAGGGCCCCAAAAAUAUAAAAAUACAUAAUGUCUCGGCCAGAACACCUUGCUCCCCCAGAAAUCUAUUACAAUGAGGAGGAAGCCAAAAAAUACUCUCAAAACUCAAGAAUUAUCGAUAUUCAGUUUCAAAUGAGUGAGAGAGCUGUAGAACUGCUAGUGUUGCCGGAAGACACACCUUGCUAUAUACUGGAUAUAGGCUGUGGUUCAGGCCUCAGUGGGAGCACACUAGAUGAUCAAGGACAUUUUUGGGUUGGAAUGGAUAUAUCCAAAGCUAUGCUAGAUAUUGCAUUAGAAAGAGAAAUUGAAGGAGACCUAAUUCUAUCAGAUAUGGGACAAGGUUGUCCAUUUAAAGCAGGUGCCUUUGAUGGUGCAAUAAGUAUAUCUGCAUUACAGUGGUUGUGUAAUGCUGACAAAAAGCACCAUAACCCUGUCCAGAGGCUGUAUAAAUUUUUUAGUACUUUAUAUGCCUGCCUAAGUCGGUCGGGCAGGGCAGUACUACAGUUCUAUCCAGAAAACAGUGACCAAAUGGAAUUGAUAACAGCUCAAGCCAUGAAGGCGGGAUUUUACGGUGGUGUUGUGGUCGAUUAUCCCAAUAGUACAAAGGCCAAAAAGUUUUUCUUAGUAUUAAUGACAGGGGGUAAUAUGCCAUUACCUAAAGCCUUAGGUACAGAUGAAGAUUCACAAGGUGUGACAUACACAGCCAAAAGGGAACGUUUGAAACAACAAAGAGGAAAAUCGUUGAAAAAAGGCAGAAACUGGAUUUUGGAAAAGAAAGAAAGGCGUAGGAAACAAGGCAAAGAUGUCAGGCCAGAUUCUAAAUAUACUGGCAGAAAAAGAAGUGGUAGAUUGUAGUAUUCAAUAUUUUUGUUAAUAAAAAAUGUUUAAAAUGA